This is a messenger RNA of Lineus longissimus, 2014 nucleotides long. RefSeq names its product AP-5 complex subunit mu-1-like. The record is from RefSeq and is a predicted model, not a curated record. Gene Ontology annotation, cellular component: AP-type membrane coat adaptor complex; late endosome; cytosol. Gene Ontology annotation, biological process: endosomal transport. The transcript has 13 exons. The coding region runs from base 116 to 1612 and encodes 498 amino acids. NCBI's taxonomy places the organism in Eukaryota, Metazoa, Nemertea, Pilidiophora, Heteronemertea, Lineidae.
CUCUGACCUCGCCGGCAACUGCAAAAUCAAGGAAGUGCAGUUUAUCUUAAAAAACACCUUCUAAAAUCCACAUCCAAUUGGGAACAUUUUAUAUUUAGUUGUCUCCGGUUAAAGUAUGAGUAUCAGGGGACUGUGGAUACUCACUUUGCCUGGAAAAACUGCAGGAAAAGUAAUUUUCUCUAGAUUCUUUCCAACUAUUGAAAGAAAAACGAGAAUCCUUGAAGGGGAUCAAUUUGUCGCCGUCCCUGAUGACCAAGAAUUUGGAGAGGCACUUUAUGGAGAACUUGGCUGGAAGAACAAGUCAGACAAGUUUGUGGAAUCACGUGACACGUGUCGGAAGUCGGAGAGAAAACCUGUCUAUGAAAUCAGCACAGCGGCCGGGAGACUCUGGCCCUUAGUAGUGAUUGAGCAGUUUGGUCUCAUAUUUUGCUGUUUGCCAGCAGUGGAAAAAAAUGGCAGAGAGCAGUCAUCACUUAUUCAAUUCCCUGGAAUUCCAGUUGCAUUCAGUCUGCUCCUGACCAUGAUGGAUUUCCUAGGACCAUGUCCUGGUAUUGAUGAAAACUUCGAUAAAUUUCCUCAACUGCACCUGUUCCUAAGCCAGGCUGCACCAUUUGGGACUCCGGUUGAUCAGAGCCUUGCCUCUGUUGAUGCCAAACUGCACAGUAAGCUGCCUGUUGUCACUACAAAUCAAAAGCAACCAGCCUGGAAACCUAUCCUUCACAAGGGAAAGGGCAUCCUCUACUUCACAAUCACAGAAAAUAUGAGAACAGUUCAGUAUGACAGUCCUAACAUUCCAGAUGUCUAUGAGGUGUAUGGCACAGUGUCUGGUCGUAGCACCUUAGAAGGCCUGACCCCUGACAUAACGCUCACUCUAGGAUACCAGCAAGACUCCUUACAUAUUCCUGUGGAUGAUAUCGUGGUCAAUCCUUGUGUGCAACACUGUGAUAUUCAAACUUUGUCUAAAGGUGCUAAUGUUUCUUCAAUGAUGAAACCUCAUUCUGCCAACCCACACAAAAUCAGAUUUACACCUCCAUUGGAAUCAAUAGCUUUGUGUCAUUACACAGCCCGUCCCGUGCCAGACCUGCCAAUCAAGGGAUUCUAUCAAAUGAAGGGCGAGACUACUGUUGAUCUGUUAGUGCAGUUGCGGCUGAAUGAUAAAGUGAAAAACAGCUUUGAGUACUGCGAACUGCAGAUGCCAUUCUUUCAUAGAGGUCCGAUCAUCGAUUAUGAAGCUUCCCCAAACCAUGGCCAGUGUUUGUUGUCACCUGAUAAGAAGAUCCUGGUUUGGAAUAUAGGUCAGAAGUUUCCGUCCCGAUCAUUAGAAAUCUUACUGAAAGCUUCUGUCAGAUUCAAGGAGUAUUCUUUCAAUGAAUCUAACUAUGCGGAUGAACAGUUUUGUGUUGGACAGAAUGCCUUUGCACAGUUAUUCUUCAAAAUUGAGGACUACACACUGUCAGGAUCUUGGAUUGAUCCGAAGUCUAUAGUGAUAUCACCGCCUACGAAACAUAAGGUGACAUUUGUUCGUGAAUUCCUGAGCCUGGAUUACAAGAUUUGGAACUCUCACGGUGAUGCCCAGAUGGCCUUUCCUCCUCCUCGGUACCUUCUAUCAUGAACGGCUGCCAGGACAUGUAUUCAUAGGUGCUAUUGUAAAUGUCGAACCCUCCUUCCUGCGAGACAAAGACUUGAAGUCUGACCUAUCCUGAUCAGUUAAUCAAAAGUAGAAUGGUAUUGUCUGAAUAAAGACAACAUAUUCUCAGGCUUUGUACAAGACAUCCCUUGAAAACCUGGUUUCUUCAGGAGUAUUUUGAAAAAUCAUGUUAUAAUAGUUGCCAUGUCUGACCAAAGGGAGGGUCCAGGAUUGUACAGUGAUAAAGAUUUUAAAUUGGUAUUAAUCCAUAUUUUAUAUUUUGUACAAUUCUGUUUGUUGCAAAUUGUUACAUGUAUGUAAUGCUCCUGUAAAUGGUGUACAUAUUUUCGAUGACUUGAAUUCAUUUAAAAGAAUAUAUCUGUUAUU